AUGGCCUCUGUUGUAGCGGUGAAAACUGAGAAACGAACUGCAGCUGAUUCACAGGAUGCAGAUUCAAAUGGAAAGAAACCCAGGAAACUGCUGCCCAGCCUGAAGACAAAGCAUGCCCCCGAGCUUGUCUUGGUGAUUGGCACCGGGAUAAGCUCAGCUGUGGCCCCACAAGUCCCUGCCCUUCGCUCCUGGAAAGGACUUAUUCAGGCCUUGCUCGAUGCCGCCAAUGACUUUGACUUACUUGAAGAGGAGGAGAGCCGGCGUUUCCAAAAGCACAUGCAGGAAGAUAAAAAUUUGGUGCAUGUAGCUCAUGACCUAAUUCAGAAACUUUCCCCGAGAACAGGUAAUGUGCGAUCCACAUUCUUCAAGGACUGCUUGUACGAGGUGUUCGAUGAUUUGGAGUGCAAGAUGGAGCACGCUGGGAAACACCUACUGCGCUCUGUCCUACAGUUAAUGGAGAGCGGCGCAUUAGUCCUCACCACCAACUUCGACAACCUGUUGGAGAUUUAUGCAGCUCACCAAGGCACAAAACUAGAGUCUUUGGAUCUGACUGAUGAGAAAAAGGUGUUAGAGUGGGCUCAGGAGAAGCGACGGUUAAGCGUUCUACACAUCCAUGGUGUCUACACCAACCCGUGUGGGAUUGUGCUGCACCCCGCUGGCUACCAAAAUGUAUUGAGGAACACCGAGGUUAUGCGUGAGAUCCAGAAGCUUUACGAGACCAAGUCAUUUGUUUUCCUGGGCUGUGGACGCACAGUUGACGACACAACCUUCCAGGCUUUGUUCUUGGAGGCGGUCAAACAUAAGUCCGACCUAGAGCACUUCAUGCUAGUGCGGCGCGAGGAUGUUGGGGAGUUCAAAAAACUGCGGGACAACAUGCUGGAUAAAGGCAUCAAGGUCAUUUCCUAUGGGGACGAGUACUCAGACCUGCCUGAGUACUUAGAGCGGCUGGCCAGUGAGAUCUGCUUUCGAGAUGUGUCAACCAAUGACUGGGGUAAGGUGAUGUGUUCGUAUGUGGUUUGA
Molecule: messenger RNA, 1020 nt
Organism: Nerophis lumbriciformis (worm pipefish)
Lineage: Eukaryota; Metazoa; Chordata; Actinopteri; Syngnathiformes; Syngnathidae
Source: RefSeq, a predicted model, not a curated record